Molecule: messenger RNA, 447 nt
Organism: Aspergillus terreus NIH2624
Lineage: Eukaryota; Fungi; Ascomycota; Eurotiomycetes; Eurotiales; Aspergillaceae
Product: single-stranded DNA-binding protein
Exons: 3
Coding region: 1-447 (148 amino acids)
Biological process (GO): mitochondrial DNA replication; positive regulation of helicase activity
Cellular component (GO): mitochondrial nucleoid
Molecular function (GO): single-stranded DNA binding
Source: RefSeq, a predicted model, not a curated record
AUGUCGACUUUCGCUGCCUCGUUGCGCCCAUUCGCGCGCGCCGCACCUCAUACCCUCUCCGCGCGCUCCUUCAGCUCCUCCGCGUCGCGUUCCGUGGCCCGUAUGAUCAUCACUGGCCGUCUGGCCGCAGAGCCCGAGCUGCAGGCCACCUCGACCGGCCAGGACGUCAUCAAAUAUGCGGUGGGCUCGUCGUACGGGCCCCGCGAUAACCGCCAGACGAGCUGGUUCCGCGUUUCCAGCUUCCAGCCCGAGGGCCCCCAGCGGGACCACCUGCUCAGCCUGCCGAAAGGAACUCUGGUGUACGUCGAGGGAGACGCAAGCAUGCGCCAGUGGCAAGACGCCGAAGGAAAGAAGCAGUCCAGCUUGAGCAUUGUCCAACGCACCCUCGAGGUUCUCAAGCGCCCUUCUACCGCUACCUCGGAAGACCCCACCGUCUCGAGCUAUUAA